Molecule: messenger RNA, 2055 nt
Organism: Symbiodinium sp. CCMP2592
Lineage: Eukaryota; Dinophyceae; Suessiales; Symbiodiniaceae
Source: the annotation of a GenBank genome assembly
AUGGUGCAUAUCGUGGGCUUCCUUCUCAUUGCCCUGGCAGCCGGUUUCCGGUCGAAGAGCGACCCGGCCUCGCCGUGGGACGAGCAUCCGGCGAGCUCCGCCGAGGAGCUGCAGGGGCUCCUGAGAACUGCGCUGGCAGAGGCCAACACAUCUGAAGCCGCCGGAGACGAGCCCAGCGAUGCAGAAGCACAGGAGGAGAUCCUUAAAGAGCGGGUUGCCAUCAUCAUGAAGGAUUGGCAGAGCGCCAGCGCAGGCGCUUGCCAUCAGCAGCUCGGGCGGUUGAUGAACAACCUCACGCUUGCAUGCGAAUCCGCGCAUCCGAAAGCCGACUGGCUUCUCGACUACUACGACCCCAUUCUUCCGAACAAAACGUGCGCCGACAGUGUCAGCGACAUCUUCGCGUUGGGAAACGAAUUGGUGGAAACCCUCCGCGUCUCCAGAGAUGCCGUUGCUUCCGUGGAUGUGGCCGGCGAAACGCUCCGUCGAUAUCAAGCACUCUCCUUCCUGAGGAGCUGGCUAGUGGAGCUGACCGAGACUCAUCAUCGUGCACUGCUUUGGGCUGGCUUCUGGGACGGUGACCCCGAGAGCCGCACGACGCAAGCCGCACUCUCCAACUUUGCCAAGGCAAUCGAGCACGCGACCGUGCACCCGAACACCUUCCUGGGCCGAGCCAUCGAGGCCAGCGAGAACCUCGACGCCUGCUACGAAGAUGCCCUGACCAGAGCGCUUGCAGGGAACAUGUGGUCCAUCGCUAGCAUGAGCUUCGUGCUCGGGAUGCGCGAAAGGGCACAAGGAACGGUCAUCGCAUUGGUCAACAAGCAGAUCACGGGUGAGCGUAGCUUGUCAGAGUCCGUGCUGUCAACGCAUGAAAUCCCGACACUGGGGCUCGCAGCCUGGGGCCUCGGGUUCUGGUCUCCAAAAGUGCUGGUCGUGGACCUCAUGGGCACAUGCGACAAGACGAGCCCUGCGCUGCAGAAGCGGCUCCUCGCCCGCCUGCCCUCUUGGGCCAAGGCAAUGACGAACUGGAGCCCAGAAGCCUUCGCGACGAGGUCGCGGCUCCAGUGGCAGUGCAUCGACUGCUCGGGGGCUUGCAGCCUGGACAAGGCCUUGGCACAGCACGUGGAGAAGUUGGUGGAGGCCAAGGAGGUGCAAGACCGGAAGGACCAAGAGCUACGCCAGGUCGUGAGCCCUCGUCUUGCGGCCUCGGCCGCUGACAAGCUCAGCAAGAACGAGCUCAGCCUCACGCACAAGCUGCUGAUUACUGUGGUGAAGAGCUCGGAGAGUCGAACGCGUGAGCUGUCCAAGCAUCUGAAGGCAAGGGCUUGGGAGGCGCAGCUUGGGAUGAGUGAGCUCGACGGCCCAGAAAGGCAACUGCAUGUGGAGCACCUCCUCCAAGAGAAUGCCGAUCCGAACCCUCCGGACCUGCUCGGCCACACAGCCCUCAUCUAUGCUGCAUUAGAGGGACGCGUGGAGCUGGUCGAGACGUUGCUGAAGGCCAGCGCCCAGUUAGAGGCCCACGAUGAGCAAGGCAGCACCGCCCUCAUCUCUGCUGCAACAAAUGGCCACUUGAAGGUGGUCGAGGCUUUGGUGAAGGCUGGAGCCCAGCUGGAGGCCCGGAAUCAGAUUGGCCAUACAUCCCUCAUUGUCGCUGCAGUGAGUGGGCACCUGAAGGUGGUCGAGGUCUUGGUGAAGGCUGGCGCCCAGCUGGAGGCCCGGAGUCAGAUUGGUGGCUAUACAUCCCUCAUGCUCGCUGCAGUGAGUGGGCACCUGAAGGUGGUCGAGGUCUUGGUGAAGGCUGGCGCCCAGCUGGAGGCCCGCAAUGAGGAUGGAAGAACAGCCGGAAGUCAAGUAGAGGGGAGACACAGUGAGCAAGGCUUCACCGCCCUCAUGUGGGCUGCUAUCUCGGGUCACCUGCACGUGGUUGAGGCCUUACUGGAAGCUGGAGCCCAACCGCAGGCCCGCGAUGCGGAAGGCAAAACUGCCUUAGACCGUGCACAAGACUUUGGACACCUGCAGAUUGCAGACAUCCUACGGAAGCACAUCGUUGCCCACUGA